AUGCUUAAUGACAUCAUCCACGUGUCGGUUGAUUGGCUACAGGAGGUCACUCACCUGACCAAUCACCCAUUGAAAAAGCGAGGAAUGAGGGCCCAGAGGCGUUCCAGGGGUCGAGGGGGCAGGAGGCAGGGCCACAGAGACACCUCUCAGCCCGAUAGAAAAAACAAACUCAGGGAGACGGACACCCCUCCACAGGCAACAACCUCUGCCUCCACACACAGGAAGCCAGGAAUGCGGCCCCGCCCCACAGAGUCCAUCAGGAGCAGGACAGAGACAAAUGGGGAGGGGCUCAAAAAGGCGAUGGUGGGAAAAGCAGAAAAGAUGGAAGUAGUAUGGGAGGGAGGGAACCUAGUGGGAGAGAGAGGGAACCUAGAAGAAGAGAGAGGGAACCUAGCAGGAGUAGCGGGAGAGAGAGGGAACGUAGUGGGGGAGAGUGGGAACCUAGCGGGAGAAAGAGGGAACGUAGUGGGGGAGGGAUCAGCUGUAGCCCAGCAUUGCAGCAGGAACAACAUGUCAAUCACUACUGGUAACCAUAGCUCAGUUGCCCUGAUCAGCACAAACAACAACGUAAACAGCAGCUUCAAACACAACUCUGGAAGCAACAACAGUAUGAACAACAGCUUCAGAUGCAACCCUGAAACCAACAACAACUUCAAAAUUGAGAGUGGAGCUGUCAACCCCUCAGUCCAUAAUAGCAUGCUCAAAAGUACAUCAACUAAUCAUAAUGGAACAAAUCACACAACAGCCAAUCACAGUGGAGCUAGCAUCACUUCAGCCAAUCACAGCUCUAGGAGCAGUCCUCCCAGUAGGAAGACGGCCACCUUUAAAGCCAGAGUGCCUAAGAAGAAGUUCAUGUUUAAGCACUGCACAGCUAACGUCUCCGUCCCUGGCCAGUGCCCUACCUCCAGCCCCAUCAUUAACACUAACCCAACCCUUAGCACUAAGGCUAGCUUUAGCCCAAAUCCUAACCCUAAUGUCAACAUUACAGCUAAACCUACCUGUAACGGUAAGGCUAGCCCUACCUCUAUCCCCAACUUUAACUCAACUAAUGCUAAGGCUAGUUCUAGCUGCCACCCCGAUCUUAAUGGCAUCAUUAACACUAAUCCCAUGUGUAAUGCUAAGGAUAGCCCUAGUUCCAACGCCAACCUGGACACAAACAUUGAUGCUAAUGUUCUCUAUAAUGCUAAUUGUAGCCCUACCUCUAAUCCAAAUCCCAGUCUUACCACAGCACAACACAUUAAUGUUAAACUAACCUUUAAUAUGAAGGCUUCUCCUACCUCUAAGCUUAACCCUACCUCCAGGCACAACCCCAGUGCUAGUGCUACCAUCACUUCUACAGCUAGCAGCAGCGCUAAUGCUUACUGUACACCACCCGCCAGUGUUAACGAUAACAUCACUUCUAUAGCUAGCAGCAGUGCUAAUGCUAACUGUAUUCCACACAUCGCUGGGUUUGAGGGCACUAGUGGCUGCAGAGAGAGCAGGACUCACACUAAAAAACACUCAAACUCUUACCAAGAAACACAAGCACACACACACAUAUACUUUGACCAGGAAAUGCAAACACACACACACACAACCUCUGCCAGUGCAGACACACACGCUUUGGGUCUGGACGGGCGGAGGGUGCUGAAGGCCUGCAGAGCGUGGGAGGGGGGGAAGGUGCGAGGGUCGGAGCAGGUGCAGCUGAGCAACGACAGCACAACUCUUCAGGUGCACUGCCUGACCCCACCACCAGGGGGAAGCCCUGAGGUCACUCUGGAUGCCCCUCUGUCCAGCAGCACAGUAAGGCCCCUGGCGACGCGAGUGUGUGCUCCUCAUGGAGAGCGGGAAAGGAGGGAUGGCGGGAAUGCGCCUGCGCCUGAGGAGGACAUGGAGGUGCUACGUCUGAACCUGGGACCUCUGGAGGGCAGAGGUGGGCGCAGGGUUUCCCCUAACCCAGCAGGGGCAUCCCUGCACACACACCUCCUUUCCAAACCCCCCGACUACCCUAGUCCACCCCCAGGUGCACCUCUGGGCCCUCCCCCUACCCAGCCACCACCCCAGCGCUCGCCUGCAACGCCCUUCUUUACCCCGUCUUGCACCCCAACACCCAGCUCCUGCACCCCAACACCCAGCUCCUGCACCCCAACACCCAGCCUCCUGCACCCCAACACCCAGCUCCUGCACCCCAACACCCAGCUCCUGCACCCCAACACCCAGCUCCUGCACCCCAACACCCAGCUCCUGCACCCCAACACCCAGCUCCUGCACCCCAACACCCAGCUCCUGCACCCCAACACCCAGCUCCUGCACCCCAACACCCAGCUCCUGCACCCCAACACCCAGCUCCUGCACCCCAACACCCAGCUCCUGCACCCCAACACCCAGCUCCUGCACCCCAACACCCAGCUCCUGCACCCCAACACCCAGCUCCUGCACCCCAACACCCAGCUCCUGCACCCCAACACCCAGCUCCUGCACCCCAACACCCAGCUCCUGCACCCCAACACCCAGCUCCUGCACCCCAACACCCAGCUCCUGCACCCCAACACCCAGCUCCUGCACCCCAACACCCAGCUCCUGCACCCCAACACCCAGCUCCUGCACCCCAACACCCAGCUCCUGCACCCCAACACCCAGCUCCUGCACCCCAACACCCAGCUCCUGCACCCCAACACCCAGCUCCUGCACCCCAACACCCAGCUCCUGCACCCCAACACCCAGCUCCUGCACCCCAACACCCAGCUCCUGCACCCCAACACCCAGCUCCUGCACCCCAACACCCAGCUCCUGCACCCCAACACCCAGCUCCUGCACCCCAACACCCAGCUCCUGCACCCCAACACCCAGCUCCUGCACCCCAACACCCAGCUCCUGCACCCCAACACCCAGCUCCUGCACCCCAACACCCAGCUCCUGCACCCCAACACCCAGCUCCUGCACCCCAACACCCAGCUCCUGCACCCCAACACCCAGCUCCUGCACCCCAACACCCAGCUCCUGCACCCCAACACCCAGCUCCUGCACCCCAACACCCAGCUCCUGCACCCCAACACCCAGCUCCUGCACCCCAACACCCAGCUCCUGCACCCCAACACCCAGCUCCUGCACCCCAACACCCAGCUCCUGCACCCCAACACCCAGCUCCUGCACCCCAACACCCAGCUCCUGCACCCCAACACCCAGCUCCUGCACCCCAACACCCAGCUCCUGCACCCCAACACCCAGCUCCUGCACCCCAACACCCAGCUCCUGCACCCCAACACCCAGCUCCUGCACCCCAACACCCAGCUCCUGCACCCCAACACCCAGCUCCUGCACCCCAACACCCAGCUCCUGCACCCCAACACCCAGCUCCUGCACCCCAACACCCAGCUCCUGCACCCCAACACCCAGCUCCUGCACCCCAACACCCAGCUCCUGCACCCCAACACCCAGCUCCUGCACCCCAACACCCAGCUCCUGCACCCCAACACCCAGCUCCUGCACCCCAACACCCAGCUCCUCUCCUGCACCCCAACACCCAGCUCCUGCACCCCAACACCCAGCUCCUGCACCCCAACCCCCAGCUCCAGGGCAUCAUCUGUCCCCCCGUCUUGCACUCCGACGCCCCCUUCAGGUCCAUCUCCACGCUCGCGCACGCCUGCAUCGGGGACAGCGAGAGCUUUGGAGCAGCAGCGCUACCGUAAGGGGGACGUGGUGGUGACCCCUGCCGGCGUGCGGAAGAAGUUCAACGGAAAGCAGUGGCGGCGGCUGUGCUCCCAGGACCGCUGUCUUCGCGAGUCCCAGCGCCGUGGAUACUGCUCCCGCCACCUGUCCCAGCGCACGCGCGAGGUCGAAGGUCGCGCAGGGGUCAGCUCCGGCUCGGGGGCCGCCACGCCGUCGGAGAGCAAGGGCGGCAGAGUGAGCAGCGAGCUGGACUGGGAAGAGACGUCAUCGUCACGCGACAGCAGCGAGGGGCGCCGGACGCUGCUGCUGCCUCAGGAUUGGUCCGCGCGGUUCGACAUGGAGGAGUGUGAGGCAGCCAGCAUGUUGGUGUCACUCGGCAGCGGGUCCCGGUCAGCCACCCCCUCCUUCUCACCCGUGUCCAAUCAGUCGCUCUCGCCUGCGCCCUCACCCCUCUUUGGAUUCCGGCCCGCCCACUUCAGCCCCAUCACGCCAGCUCCUCCACCCGCACGUCGCCCCCGGCAACCCAGUGGCCCCCCCAGACCCACUGCAGACCAUGACCGCCGCCCCUCUGCUAGCCACACCCCCCUCCAGAACCUCAACCUUCCCAGCAGCCCCCACAGGGAGCCUCAAUUCACCCCCCACGCCCCGCCCAGCCCCACCCCCUCGCCCCUCUCAGACUCCGCCUCCAGGCAAGGUCCUCCAGCUUCCCAUCAGGCCGUGCGGGACUCUCCCGUGAGUGUCCGGAACUCUGAGACCCCGUUGGUCAACUUCACAGAGCAUCUGCUGUUCUGCCCAGACCCCACCCCUGACUCCUCCCAUUCAGAUGGUAGCCACACCUUCCCUCAGCAGGGAUUGGGCCAGCUGCAGGUGCCUGUGCCAAUCAACGCUGCUGAUGCAGCCAAAGGGGCGGUUCUUAUCCGAAGCCCUGCCCCAACCCUUGUGCUGGUUUCCUCUCCGUCUCUGCCAUUCUCCGCCUCUUCAGACUUGACCCCCCAAUCAGGCACCACGCUUGCUUGCAUUUCCGUGACACCAGCCAAUCAGGGAGUGCUGCAGCAACCGGUGCCGUGCCACCCCGCCCCCACCGCCCUGCUGCCCCUCCUACUGCCUGCCCCCCGCAAACACCUAGUCAUAGGCCGCCCUGGAACAGUGUGGACCAACGUGGAGCCCCGGUCAGUGCCAGUGUUUCCAUGGCAUUCGUUGGUCCCCUUCCUGGCCCCCACCCAACCAGAGCCAGCGUCUCAGCCGGGGGAGGGACAACAGCCUGUCAAUCAGCUGCAGGCCGCCAGCCUGAAGAAAGAGUUUCAGGGCGGGGUUGUUCAGCUGAAGGAGAGCAGCGAUGGUGCUCCUCAGACCACCACCGCCGUGGAGCCCCAGAACCCCGACCCCCGCGAGCGGGACCGGGACGGCGAGCGCGAGAGACCUGACAGCGAGACCGAGAGCGAUGUGGAUGACCCGUUCUUCCCGGGGGUCAUGCCAGACCCCCCCAUGUCUGUGUCCCCGGUGAAGAGGAGGACACAGUCCCUCAGCGCCCUGCCCAAAGAUGGGGACAAAAACAGCCCAGGGAAGAGGGAGAAAGACCACAUCCGCAGGCCGAUGAAUGCCUUCAUGAUCUUCAGUAAGCGGCACCGGGCGCUCGUGCACCAGCGGCACCCCAACCAGGACAACCGCACCGUCAGCAAGAUCCUGGGCGAGUGGUGGUACGCGCUUGGCCCCAAGGAGAAACAGAAGUACCACGACCUAGCCUUUCAGGUUAAGGAGGCCCACUUUAAGGCGCACCCCGACUGGAAGUGGUGCAACAAAGACAGGAAGAAGUCCAGCUCUGAGGGGCGUGGCUUGGGCGGGGCCAAAGACGUCAGGGAGAGGAGCAUGUCCGAGACCACCGAGCCUCCAUCUGUCUCACUGGGAAUGGACCUGAAAGGGGUGGGGUCUGGGAUGGUGGGUGUGGUCGAUCGUACUGGAGGGGAGGGGCCUGUAAGUCAGCUGACCCGCCCUCGUGCUUUUUCCCAGAGUGCUGUGCACACCCUGGAACGCAGUGAGCGGGGAAACACACAGGCCCUGGCUGAACUGGCACAGAUGUGUGCUGAUGGGGGUCCCCAGCUGUCGGGGCGACUGGGUCCCCUCUCUCGUGCCCAGCGUGGGGUCAGUGAGGACAUGACCAGCGACGAGGAGCGCAUGGUCAUCUGUGAGGAGGAGGGCGACGACGACGUCAUCGAGGAUCCGUACCCUGCCAGUUCUAUAGACCUGAAGUGUAAGGAGCGGGUCACAGACAGCGACAGUGAGAAUGGAUCAGGAGAUGAAGGAGAACGCAAGAGGGUGUUUGCUGGUGUGAUCUGCUCCUCCACCCAUCAUGGGCGAAGCAUUUCUCUCUCUGCCUACCCUUCGCGGCGCUAUGGCGACGGAGAGGCAGCGAGCGCAGAGCGGAAGAGGAAGAGAGGAGCAGAGGGAGGAGAGGGAGAGCGGAAGGAGGGAUGCACCGACGGAGGAGAGGAAGGGGGUGGGGCCAUGCUAUUCCCUGGGGCUGGGCCUGUGAGUUUGGGGGUUUGUCUGCCGUCACGGGGGGCAUCAACCGUGGUGACGAGCGUUGUGCGUCCAGUAGUCAGCACCCCCAAAGCCCCUCCUGCCACACAGUUCCUUAUUGGACCAGCAUCUGGGGGGGGAGGAGCUGGGUACUCCUCCUCCUCCUCAUCGACCAAUCCCAUGGCUGCGGGGGCGGUCCCUGGAGGACUGGUGACCAAUCUGGUAGUGGGAGGGCCCUUUUCAUCUCAGCCUGCUGUGCAGCUCAUAAACCCCUCCCUUCAGGGCUCCGCCCACUCCCAGAGUAACGGCCCCGCCCCUCUGUCCCUUCUGCCGGCCUCUCUGGUUCCCCCUGCUGCAGGAAAAGCGCUGGUGCAGGCUUCUCUGGCGCCCCCUGCCUUCACGCAGACGCUGGCGCAGGCCUCUCUAGCGCCCCCUGCUCUCACGCAGGUGCAGUACAUCCUCCCCACUCUACCCACCUCCAACCCCAAGAGCCCCUCCCCUCAGCUGCCCGUCCAGCCAACCAGCGUCUUCACCCUGCCCUCAGCCCCGCCCACACACGUUUCACUGGCCAAUGGAAAACAGGCAGCGGUGGCACCAUUGACGGGAUAUGCCUCUAGUCCUGCAGUGGGAAUGGUCAGCCCUGGGACAGGAGUGCAAACGCAAUCACAAGUCUUGCAGGGCAAGAUGAUUGUUCCCAUGGCGACAGUGAGGACAGCACAGGCCUCUUCUCAACCCUCAUUUCCUGUAGUGGCUCCUCCUCUUCCUGUCCAGAACGGAGGUCAAACAGGAAGUAAGAUCAUCCAGAUCGCUCCCAUGCCUGUCGUCCAAUCGCAGCUUUCCACUGGAGGAGCAAUGCAUUCUGGGAGCCCGUUCCCCAUUUCCAUGGCAACUGCCGCAGUGGUCACCCCAGGGUCCACCCCCUCUCAGGCAGUGCUACUGCCGCCCCCUCCAACAAGGUUUCCUUAUGUUCAGUCCACACCAGGCAUCCCGUCUCCUUUGCCUCUGGUAUCCACGACAACGGGCUCCACCCAGUCAACCCCACCCCCUUCUGGAUCUGCAUAUGUGACAUCGCCCCUGGCAACGCUGGGCUUCACUGCUAUCGGCCCACCUGGUCAAACACCAGGUCAGCCUUCUUUGCUGGCUCCUGCCCCGUCCUCCAAUUGCCCCUCUGUUCAUGGCCCUCCCUCGGGAGCUGGGGGGCAGAUUGUCACCGCCAUCUACCCUCCCACCAGCGUCACCCUAGCAACGGGGGUGGUUUCCGUGGCCACGGUGGCCCCCCCUAGCGUGGUGUACACAGUGUCCGGUCCCUCCAGCAUGUCCCCCCACAUCCUGCCCAAACACACACCACCCCCCUCCCUCACACACACUCACACACACACACAUACGCUGCCACAGACUGAGCGACACGCACAGCUCAGCCUGGACAGAGCGUCAGAGUCCCACCCCCAGCAGGCCGACAGGCAGGCCGACUCCUGCCCCCCCAAGGCCGACAGGUCCUCCCUCCCCCAGCCCUUGGCCUCCAGUAAGGCUCCAGCCAGCUCGCAGGCGCCCCACUCUGUAGCGCCACAGCGGCCCCCCAGUCCCCCAGCACCCCCACACACAGGCAGUGCAUCGGGCACCCCGAAGCUGGUGUCUCACCCUGUGAGGACCCCUCAGAAGGUGAAGGCCACAGUGGCGUCCAUCCCGGUGGGAAGUUAUGAGGCUGGCAGCCGGGGGAAGGAGAGAGAGAAGGAGAGGGAGAAGGAGAGAGAGAGGGAGAAGGAAAAGGAGAGGGAGAGAGAGAAGGAGAGAGAGGAGAGGGAGCGAGAGAGCGCGUCCCGGUUCUCAUUCGAGAUGGACCACCCUGCUGAGUUGGGCAGCUCUCCGACCAGACCAGUGGAGGAGGGGUCCUCACAGGCACACAGCGCAGGCGACGCCCCGGACACCUCAGGCCGCAAAGAGGCCUCCACCAAAGAGGCUGAGUGGAAAGACUCACACCCCUUGUCUCCUUUGCCACCCCCCGCUCAGGGGGAGAAAGAUGCCCUCCCAGCCAAGAAGGUCAAAGCACGACCCCCACCCCUCAAGCGCACCUUUGACUCUGUCGACAAGGUUCUGUCGGAGGUGUACUUUGAGGAGCGAUUUGCUGAGCUGCCGGAGUUCCGUCCAGACGAGGUUCUACCUUCGCCGACUCUGCAGAGCCUGGCCACCUCCCCCCGUGCCAUCCUGGGCAGCUACCGCCGCAAGCGCAAGAACUCCACCGAUCUGGAUUCAUCCACGGAGGAUCCGGUUUCUCCAAAGCGGAAGAGUCGCCGGCGUUCCAGCUGCAGCUCUGAACCCAACACGCCUAAGAGCGCCGCCAAAUGUGAAGGAGACAUCUUCACCUUCGAGAGGCCAGGUGCGGAAGGCGAAGACCUCCUGGCGGAGCUGGAGUUUGAGAAGGUGCCGUACUCCUCUCUGCGGCGGACGCUGGACCAGCGCCGGGCCCUGGUCAUGCAGCUCUUUCAGGAGCAUGGAUUCUUCCCCUCCGCCCAGGCCACUGCGGCAUUCCAGGGCCGCUACUCGGACAUCUUCCCCACUAAGGUGUGUCUGCAGCUGAAGAUACGGGAGGUGCGGCAGAAGAUCAUGCAGACCGCCACCCCCUCUGAGACGAUUGGCCAGCUCUCCUCUGAUCCCGCGUCCCAGCCCGGCCCCUCUGGCAUGCAGGCCAAUGAGGGCACAGCAGGGGGGGAGCUCCUGUCGGAGCAGGAACAGGAAGUGGAGCAGAACAGCUCGGAGGAGUCCAGGGCUGCGGCCGACGCGCAGGACGCUACCAGAUGAGUUUGAUGGACACACUGCUCAUCCAGUCAGCAGCCUCUCUUUAUUCAGUCUGUGAGAGGGGCGGGGCCGAUGUGUCCAGGGCUCCUCGCUGGACCAACCGGAGUGUCCCACCUGUCACAUGCACAUGUAUGACACACACACACACACACCCCUCCCUGUACACAUACCUACACACACACACACAGUACAAAUAUAUACACACACACACACCUCCUGUACACAUACCUACACACACACAGUACACAUUUAUACACACACCUAUACACAUAUAUACACACACCUACAUACAUACACACACACCUACAUACACACACACACACACACCAGUUGUCUAUACCUGUGUAUGGUUGGUGUAGGCAGUCUUAAAUACUCACACUUGAAUUGAACUAGUACACUGUUACUUUUACUUUACAUGAAGCUUCCAUAAUUGCCAGUGGACGGCGGACAGUGGGACUGACCAGUAAGAAUCUGCCAUACGGACAGAGCCCUCCCCCUGUGGCCGCUAGGUCAUCGUGGAUUGGCUUCUGCAUUUAUUUAAGAAGCCAACCAAUUCUGCUGCUUUAAACAAUCAAAGACAUUUUGUAAUUGGUCCAAUGUUGGCUGGGGAGGAGGAGCUUUGGCUAAUGCUGGUGACGGGAUUGGCUGAUUGGCUCUGCCGGACCGUGAGGGGCUGGGCCCCCAUUGGCUGAGCGUUUGGAAGGUUUACCUUGUUGUUCUUCUGUUUGUUGUUUUCUUCUCACUCUCUGUUGUCAUGGAGACGAGAUGUGUGCACUGAAGCGCUGGAGUGUUCUGCCUUCACCAUGGCAACUCCAAAUCAACAUGUCCAUUCCAGUGUUGUUGCCAUGGAACCUACAGCCAGAGCGGUCCCCUUCCGUGAUUGGCUGAAACUCCAUCCAUGAAGGAAGGGGGCGGAGAGAGGGCGGAGCAAGGCCACGCCUGUCUUCUGAUUGGACAGAUUUGUAUGAUUAUGUUUUUAUAAGCCGCCAGGCAUCUGUACCUUUUUUUAUUUGAUUUUAAGCCGAAGAAGUCCGUCGUUGUGUUUUUAAAGCGGUUGAUUUGAAACGCCGUUCUGUAUGACCCUUGUGUCUGUAGGAUAACUGCUCUCUCUGACUCCUCCCCAUCUGUGCUGUCAUGGUCCUGACCCCACCUACCUGCCUUCAUUUUUUUUUCAUCUAUUUUUGUUUCUGUCCAAUUUGAGGUCCAUUCAACUCCCACCCCCCCCCUUCAAAGGACCAGAGAGUGACCGCAGCAAGAUAUAGCCCCUCUAUGACUCCUCCCCCUCUCCUACCCCCUAUAUGACUCCUCCCCCUCACUCUCCUCUGUUCACCUCCACCUCCUCUCCUCCUUGCUUGCUCUUCUCCUCUCCUCUCCUCUCUCUCCUCCUCUCCAUCCAGUGGUUCUCUAUUCCCCUGGGCCGUAGUGUCCGGUCGUGUCGUCAUGGGAGACAUGGUGGUUCUGUUGUACAUACUUACUGUAGAGCCCGGAGACUCUUGUGUUGAGGGGACAAACAAACGCUUUGUUGAAUAUUAAAGUGACCAUUGGCGGCCGUGCAGCUGUAAACUGGAGGUUUAAGUAAUAAAUAAAUAUGAAUAUUCAUAAAUAAAUAUGAAUAUUAAUAAAUAAAUAUAAAUGAAUAUUAACUCUUUGUGUUACUCCUUGUUUUACCAGUAAAGUAUGCAAGACAGACAUUUCUAUCAGUAACUGCUACAUUUGUAUCUGUAACUUUCAGUAUACAAAUAAAUUAGACGUUCCAGUCAA
This is a messenger RNA of Alosa alosa (allis shad), 10719 nucleotides long. RefSeq names its product capicua transcriptional repressor b (gene cicb). The transcript is spliced from 24 exons. The record is from RefSeq and is a predicted model, not a curated record. Gene Ontology annotation, biological process: regulation of transcription by RNA polymerase II. The coding region runs from base 1 to 8961 and encodes 2986 amino acids. Gene Ontology annotation, cellular component: nucleus. Lineage: Eukaryota; Metazoa; Chordata; Actinopteri; Clupeiformes; Clupeidae. Gene Ontology annotation, molecular function: DNA-binding transcription factor activity, RNA polymerase II-specific; RNA polymerase II transcription regulatory region sequence-specific DNA binding.